Messenger RNA from Ylistrum balloti, 8616 nucleotides. Its product is annotated as transcription elongation factor SPT6-like. Gene Ontology annotation, molecular function: DNA binding; histone binding; nucleosome binding. Gene Ontology annotation, biological process: transcription elongation by RNA polymerase II; positive regulation of transcription elongation by RNA polymerase II; transcription elongation-coupled chromatin remodeling. The record is from RefSeq and is a predicted model, not a curated record. The coding region runs from base 162 to 5660 and encodes 1832 amino acids. Gene Ontology annotation, cellular component: transcription elongation factor complex. NCBI's taxonomy places the organism in Eukaryota, Metazoa, Mollusca, Bivalvia, Pectinida, Pectinidae. The transcript has 36 exons.
AAGAGAGAUGCAGAAAUAACCAUCGCAAUACUAUUUAAAAAUAAUAGAAAGGAGAUUGUUUGAAUAAAAGUCGAAGUUGAUGAAGCAAUGUGACCAUUCUACUGUUGACAGUAACGUCAUUUAACCAGAGCGCCGUUGGAUAAUCGAGCUUCCAAUACAAGAUGUCUGGUUUUGUGGAUGAUGAAGCAGAUGUGUCAGAUGUUAGCUCGGAAGAUGGAAAUGCUAGUGGUAGUGGAGGGUCAGUGUCCGGAUCAGUGAGAUCAAGGUCAGGAUCAAGAUCAAGGUCCCGUUCAAGGUCAUGGUCAGGAUCAAGAUCAGGAUCGGGGUCUCGAUCAAGGUCAAGAUCUAGGUCAGGAUCAAGAUCUGGGUCAGGCUCAAGGUCCGGUUCAGGCUCCAGGUCUAGGUCAGGUUCCAGGUCAAGAUCUGGCUCAAGGUCAAGGUCAGGCUCAAGAUCAAUGUCAGGAUCCAGGUCAGGAUCAGGUUCAAGAUCCAGGUCCAGGUCAGGAUCUAGAUCAGGUUCAGGUUCACCAGCAAGAUCAGGAUCAGGGUCGCCUGCAAGGUCUGGAUCUGGUUCUGGCUCAGACAUAGAACAACCAAAGAAAAAGAAGAAAAAGAAAGAAAAGAAAUUAAAAAAGAAGAAGAGUAAACAAAUCACAAUAGAUGAUGAUGAUGAUGACGACGAAGAGGAGGAAGAUGAUGAGGAAAGAAUACGAGAAGAAAUGAAAGACCUGAUUAAUGAUGAAAUUGAAGAAGAAGACGAAAGUGGGGACGAAAGCGAAAGUGGCAAAAGAAAACAUGAAGAUGACUCUGAAAUUGACGACCAGCUGGACGAUGAUGAUCUUGAUCUUAUUCAAGAGAACUUGGGAAUUCGUAUCAAAAAGACGAAAAAACUAAAGCGUAUUCGGAUGAUGUCUGAUGAUGAGGAAAGUGACAAAGAAGAAGAGAAAGAUCGCGAUGCUAUUGCAGAGGAACUGUUUGAGCAUGGUGAGGGAGAAGAAGGAGAGGAAAUGGAGGAAGCACCAGAACGACCAGAAACCACAGAAUACCAAGAUCUUGAAGAAUCAGAAGAUGAAGAUGACAUGGAUAAUUUCAUUGUGAAUGAGGAUGGAGAACCUGUGAAAAAGGCAAAGAAAAAGCGACACAUCAUCCACUCAGAUGCAGCCUUACAAGAAGCACAGGAUAUCUUUGGAGUGGACUUUGAUUUUGAAGAGUUUGACGAGUAUGCUGAGGGAGAGGAGGAAGAAGAAGAAGAAGAGUUUGAGGAUGAUGAGUAUAUGGAAGAGGACGAAGAUGGAGUUGCUCGGCCAAGGACAAAAAAAGUCGGACGAAAGAAAGGGAAAAAGAAAGGAAUUUUUGAUGUGUAUGAGCCAACAGAAUUGGAGCGUGGAUUUUUCACAGAUAAAGAUCAAGAAAUACGAACCAAGGACAUGCCUGAACGAUUCCAAUUGCGUCAGAUUCCUGUCCGACCCCUGGAGGAAGGAGAGUUAGAUGAAGAAGCUGAGUGGAUAUAUAAGCAGGCCUUCACCACUCCCACCAUGUCACAACAGAACCUGCUGGAACAGGAGAGCCAUGGAAAUUUUGGUCGACGCCCACCAAGCAUGGUCAGCAAAAUCCGAGAGGCUAUCAAUUUCAUGCGAGACCAGCAUCUAGAGGUGCCCUUCAUUGCCUUCUACCGUAAAGAAUAUGUAGAGUCGGAUCUCAACAUCAAUGACCUGUGGAAGAUCUGGCAGUUUGAUGAAAAGUGGACACAGCUAAGGACAAGAAAAACCAACAUGGUUCGUCUGUUUGAGAAGAUGCAGAAUUACCAGUUUGAGGAAAAUGCUGACCCAGACAAAGUCCUGGAAUCAAACGUGAGAGCUCUAACAGAGGAAGAUAUUGACAGAAUCAAACAGGUUCAAACAAUUGAGGAGUUGAGGGAUGUCUAUCAGCACUUCCUCUUGUAUUACGGGCCCGAUAUACCGAAAAUGAGGAAUGCAGAGAAAGUGAAAUCCCGAAAUGAAGAGGAUGCCGAACGUCCAGAGAAUGAAGAUCCCCCUGAACAACAGGACAUGAUAAAACAGGCCUCACGGAAAAGUGGCUACACCAUCUGCCAACAAAAUAAACUAGAUGACAUUGCCCAGAAGUUUGGUCUGUCACCUGAACAAUUCGGGGAAAAUCUACGAGACAACUAUCAACGUCAUGAUGUUGAACAAUACCCAUUGGAGCCCCUUGAGGUAGCCAAGGAUUACAUUUGCAGUCAAUUUCCAACAGAUGAAGAAGUCUUACUUGGAGCACGCCAUAUGGUUGCUAUGCAAAUUUGUCAUGAUCCUCUUGUAAGGCAGUGUGUGCGACAGACAUAUUUUGAACGUGCAAAAAUCAAUGUGGUCCCAACCAAAAAAGGCAUAAAGGAAAUUGAUGAAGCACAUCCGUGUUAUGCCAUGAAGUAUCUGAAGAAUAAACCAGUCAAGGACCUGAAGGACGAAAUAUUCCUCAAGCUUUCUCAAGGAGAAGAUGAUGGACUUUUGACUAUUAGUAUGUUUAUUGAUGAUGUGUCAGAAAGUGCCCAGACCUAUUUUGAGGAAGUCCGCCAGCUGUUCUACAGGGAUGAAUUUAGCCACCUGGUACAACAGUGGAAUCUUCAAAGAAGUCAAGCCAUGGAGCGAGCUCUUACCAAGCUUCUUUACCCACAAAUGGAGAAAGAGCUCAGAGCCAAGCUCAUUGCUGAAGCCAAGGAAGGAAUCCUCAAGGCUUGCUGUCGUAAGCUAUAUAACUGGCUGAAGGUGGCACCGUAUCAGGCUGACCAACAACUUGAGGAUGACUAUGAUUAUGACGAGAAGGAGGGUCUGCGUGUGUUAGGUCUUUCCUUCGUCACCACAAGAGACACACCUGGUUUUGGGGCUCUGAUUGAUGGGGAAGGUCAGGUUACAGACUUUUUACGGAUGCCAUACCUCACCAAGCGAAGGAAUGCUUGGAGGCAACAAGAUAAAGAGGGCAAGGAACAGGAUCUGGAAAAGCUCAAAGAUUUCAUUGCCACCAAGAAGCCCCAUGUGGUAGCUGUCUCCGCAGAAUCAAGGGAUGCACUCAUGGUGAUUGAAGAUGUUAAGUCUGUGAUAGAUGAUCUGUGUCAGGAGCAACCGAUGGCUCCAAUAUCUGUUGAACUGGUGGACAAUGAACUAGCCAUGGUCUAUGAAAACAGUGCCAAGGCACAGAGCGAGUUCCGAGAAUAUCCCGUUGUGUUGCGACACGCUGUUUCUAUUGCUAGGAGGCUACAGGAUCCUCUUAUAGAAUUUGCCCAGCUGUGCAAUGUUGAUGAGGACAUCCUAUGUCUUAAAUACCAUCCCAUGCAGGACCAAAUUCCUAAAGAUGAACUGUUAAAUGCUCUUUCACUUGAAUUUGUGAACCGAGUCAAUGAGGUUGGAGUGGACAUCAAUCGAGCCAUAGCUAACAGUCACACAGCACCCCUUGUACAGUUUGUGUGUGGACUCGGGCCAAGGAAAUCAUCACAACUUCUCAAGAUACUGAAACAGGCUAACAUCCGACUAGAAAACAGAACACAGCUCGUGGAAGUUUGUCACAUGGGCCCUAAUGUUUUCAUCAAUUGUGCUGGUUUUAUAAAGAUAGACACCAACAGCUUAGGUGACAGCACGGAUGCAUACGUUGAAGUGUUGGACGGCUCACGUGUUCACCCGGAGAACUAUGAAUGGGCAAGAAAGAUGGCUGUUGACGCACUCGAAUAUGAUGAUACAGCAGAGGAUGCUAAUCCUGCCGGGGCUCUGGAAGAAAUUCUGGAAUCUCCAGAACGUCUCAAGGACCUUGAUCUUGAUGCGUUUGCUGAGGAACUUGAAAGACAGGGUUAUGGAGACAAACACAUCACACUGUAUGAUAUCAGGGCUGAGUUAAAUCACCGGUACAAGGAUCUGAGGACACCAUACAGAUCUCCACUGAACGAGGAGCGCUUCAACAUGAUCACCAAGGAAACACCAGAGACAUUCUAUGUUGGUAAACUGAUAUUAACAACAGUGACAGGAAUAGCUCAUCGACGGCCCCGAGGGGAUCAGCUGGACCAGGCAAACCCUGUCCGAGACCAGGAAACGGGGCUUUGGAAGUGUCCCUUCUGUAAUAAAGAUGACUUUCCAGAACUAAGUGAGGUAUGGAGUCACUUUGAUGCAGGCAGUUGUCCAGGCUCAGCUGUUGGUGUGAGAACAAGACUCGACAAUGGUGUGACUGGUUUUAUCCACACUAAGAACAUAAGUGACAAAGUGGUCAAGAAUCCUGAAGAUCGGGUUAAAGUUGGAAUGACCAUUCAUUGCAGAAUCACCAAAAUUGAUAUUGACCGUUUCCAGGUAGAUCUGACUUGUAAAUCUUCAGAUCUGAUGGAUAAGGAAGGACAUUGGAAGCCACCCAAAGAUCUGUAUUAUGAUCAGGAUCUAGAGAAGGAAAGUGCUGACAAAGAGGAAGAAAAGCGUAAACAGCAGGCUCGGCAGACAUACACAAAGAGGGUUAUUGCCCACCCCUCAUUCCAUAACAUUGGCUAUAAGGAAUGCGAGAAGCUCCUGAGUGAGAUGGAUCAAGGGGAGGCCGUCAUCAGACCUAGCAGCAAAGGUUCAGAUCAUCUGACAGUUACUUGGAAAGUUGGAGAUGGAGCCAUGCAGCAUAUAGAUGUUAAAGAACGGGGUAAAGAGAACGCUUUCAGUCUGGGGAGCACUCUAGUCAUUGGUAACGAGGAAUUUGAGGAUCUUGACGAAAUCCUCGCCCGACAUGUCCAGCCAAUGGCAGCCCUUGCCAGGGACAUCAUGAACUUUAAAUACUACAAAGAGUUUGAGAGCGGAAAACGAGAAGUCAUAGAUAAAAUUCUGUUAGAAGAGAAAAAGAAAGGUCCUUCAAGGAUUCCCUAUUACCUGAGUCUGUCAAAACAGUAUCCUGGAAAGUACACAAUAUCGUACAUGCCACGAACAAAGGCCCGCCAUGAAUUUAUAACACUAACGCCAGACGGUCUACGCUACAGACAACAAAACUUCCAUUCUCUGAACUCAUUAAUACGCUGGUUUAAGGAACAUUUCAGAGACCCAAUACCAGGUACUCCUGCUAGUGCCAGGACCCCCAUGGUGUCAUCCAACUACGCCACACCAAGUAUCAACCUGCAAGGUGUUGAUGCUGCAACUAUCCAGAGAGCAGCCGCAGGAUUGCCCAGCAAUAUCUACAACACACUCGCCCAAGUUGCAGGUGCAGCCACGCCACGAAUUCCGAGAACCACACCUGGUGCCACACCACAGUUUGGUUCCACUCUUCAUGGCACAGGAUUCAACAUACCUCUCGGUACUACCCCACUUAUGACCCCAAUGAUGACCCCACAACACCAUAUAACUACGCCACAAGUAUUGAACACGCCUUCCUACCAACCAACACCUCGUGCUGCUGCUACUCCAGUGUGGCCUGGUGCUACUCCUCGGGCGACACCACGCAGUAUGGGAACACCAUCUCACCCCUCCCAGCAGUCACAGAGGCCUGCCCCAAGCACCACCCAAGAAUGGGCUAAACCUGGUACAGAUUGGGCCAAAGCUGCUGCUAUGUGGGCCAAAGGAAGACAAAAACCUAGCACACCUCGUUCUGGACAGAGUCCAGCAGUACGAGCCAGUCCGAUGGAACAGGGCGACUCAACGCCUCUUAUUGACGAGCGAUGAGAGAUCACUGUCAAGUGAAAGUCAUGAUAUAUAUGCUGUACUGACACAGCGUGGUACAAAUUCAAAUUAUUUGUUUUGUACUUGACUAGAAAAGCAGUACUUUGCUGCACGUGCUGAUUGUAUGCAAAUCUAUACUUUCCAAGUUGUGCAAAUAAUGACAAAUUAUGACAAAUUUGUACCAAACUGAAAGUUGUAAACAGUCGUCCUGAAGGUAUAUAUUAUAUGAGAGGGAACUGUACACAUUUGGAAGAAACAGCACCAGAUGCAAUGCACAGAACUUAGAAUUUGUAUCAAGUCAUGGUUUUGACAUAUUUCUGUGUUAUGCCAAAAGCUCUUCCAGAUGCAAAAGUGUUCUUGUCUUGAUUCUAUGAUACAAGAAGAAAUGUACAGAAGUAUGCCUGGAUAUUUAGCUGUUAUUGUAAUACAAGUUCUUGACCUUUUUUUUUUGACCUGGAAUUUCUUUUUUAAUAGAAUUACCAGUUACAAACUUCAAAAAAGAAAAAACAUACCAAAAAAAAACCCAUUCUUUAAUUUAUUUUUGUUACAUUUUUACAAAAAUUGAAAUGAGAAGGAGGUUUAUUUUGAAAAAGAUGUGAGUAUAAUGUAAAGAUGGUGUAAGGAGUGAUACUUCAGUUGGUUAAAUCGUAAUAAUUAAGGCGGGAAAUGGCUUUUAAAAUAUGAUGGCAUUGGUAGAUGUAAUUUUUUUUUCUUUUUUUUUUUUCAAUUUCGAAUUUUAGGCUAAAAUUACUUCAAUAUUUAUGUUACUGGUGUAUAAAGUUUGUUUCAAUUUCUGAUGCAUAUUAUGUGUUAAUCAUGUAUGGUCUACAGUUACAAAGGAAAUUUCUGUUCUUGUUUCUGCUCUGUUGUAUCAACAAAUCAUGUGUUUUUUUAAACAGACUUUACACAAUGACAUCUUGAUCAUGAUCUCACAAUGUAAAUACGUCUUGUCACUGUAACGCCAAAAUAUAAAAUCCUAUAUGGUGCAUUAAUAUUGGUAAACCAUUUAAACCACAUCUCUCCCACAUAUCAAUUGUGUAUACUUCUACUGCAUGACCAGGCACAAUGCUUUAUAGCAAUGUAGUGAUGAGGGGCCAUAUUAGCUUCGUCCAUGUAAAGCUGAGGUUCCCUCCUACUGGCAUCGGUUUGUGUGACACUGUUUGUCCUGUGCUGUGCUCAGGGCAUGAUACUUUACUCCAAAUGUUCUGGAAAGUAUGUGGUGGUCCUCCUCCAUGUUGUGCAGUGUGGUAGCCACAAGUUACUACUUGUACUAAGAGACUGCCUUAUUAUAGCUGUUUAAUGUGAUGUAAACUCUGUCAUUUGUUGAUGGUUUCUUCAAUUUAUAAUGGUAGAAUUCAAUUCCUUAUGACAGUUACAAUUCUUUCUACAUGUUAACUGCUAAAUAAGCAUUAUCGAAAAUUAAGUGCUUAUAGAUUGUAAUAAUGUUUGUGUCUUGAUUGAUGGUUUUCUUCCAGAAGUUGUUUACGGUGGCAGAAAUGUUACAACAUAAUUAACUGGUGUAAAUGGUGCGGGAAUCCCAUUUAUUCUAGAAAUUAAGGAUUGGCCUGUUUUGAGAUUUUGUUGUUACAAAUCACUUGCUCUUCAGGAAAAAUACAAUUUAUGACAAACCAUGCACAGUCUGUUGAAAAAGUUUGCUGUAGACAGAAACAGCAUUUGGUUCUGAUGAACAAGAAUUUGCAAUACAUACAUGUAUAUCUGUUGUAAGAUUGUAUGCUGUUUUGUAUGUGUCCGUGUUGCCUUCAUGAAAUUGUAUGGAUGAAUGAAUGUGUAUUAAAAUACAUUGUUUGAAUCAGAUUUUUUUCAAGCAAAAACCUCGCAGUUUCUAAGCGAGUGAAAGUGAGUUUUCAAAUGAACAGUUAAAUACAAAAGCAUUGAAAGAUAUUCCAUUUCAAGAAGAAAAGUGUAAUCUUUAUUUAUUGUGUAGACUAAACUUAACCAUGUACUUUACAGCUGAUGAAUACUUAGUGUCAUCAUGCUCACUUCAGAAAUCUAGAACUUUUCCCACUCAGCAUUUUGUCUGUUAAAGCUAAAACAUUUAAGUUUCUGAUUGGUCAAGACGUGAAAUUGAACUUGCAGAGUUGAGCUGUUGAAUAUUCAGCGUUUACAUUUUACAAGCCCAGUCCAAUUGUACUUUGUAUAAAACAUCCUUAUAUGGUCAGCAUGUACAUUUCUUUGUUUAUAGUGUAAAUUUGGAAAUGAGAAAUUAAUAAGAAAUUCCUAUCACAGAAUAGGAUAGUAUUUUUUGUACUGUUCAGACUACUUUGUUUUGUUCUUUUUUUUUUCUUUUUUUUUUUAAUAUUUAUUGAAAACAUAGGUUGCUUUCCAUAUCGAAGCAUCUGAAAGGUAUAAUACCACACUAUUUAAAAAUUGUCAUUUGCCUUCCACUGUAAAGUUCAUACUAGUAUAUGCAUUGGAUAUGCAUUGGUUGGAAAUUGGCUCAUUUUGAUAUUUUGAUUGCCUUCCAUUGUGAGGUAUGUACCAUCAAGGUGACAUUGUUAUUGCCUACCAUAAUGAGGUAUGUACCAUCAAGAUGACAUUGUUAUUGCCUACCAUUAUGAGGUAUGUACCAUGCAGAUAUUGUGAUUGCCUACCAUUAUGAGGUAUGUACCAUGCAGAUAUUGUGAUUGCCUACCAUUAUGAGGUAUUAACAUCUAGACAUUGUAAGAAAUAUAUACAUGAUGGGGCAAUGGAAAUUGACACUUUUUGAUUCCCCAUAGCUAUGAGGAUCAUUCUAGUACAGAAAUGGUCCAAUUUUGAGUACUCACCUCAUUUAGGUGCAAGCUACAUUGACAGCAGCAAUCGAAAGGUUGUUUUGAAAUGAGUUUUUCUAUCACAUGGUCUUCAAAAUGGUAGCGAUACCAAAGAUAUUUUUGUACACACAUUUUUUUAUGUAAAGAAAACAUGAAUGAGAGUGACAAAUAAAUGUCAAAAAAUAUUA